Messenger RNA from Rotaria sp. Silwood2, 468 nucleotides. NCBI's taxonomy places the organism in Eukaryota, Metazoa, Rotifera, Eurotatoria, Philodinida, Philodinidae. The record is from the annotation of a GenBank genome assembly.
AUGCCUGGUGUGGUGGUAGCAGGAAAUGGUACCGAUGGAAUCAGCGCUUCACAGUUAAGUGGACCAUUUGGAUUAUUUGUCAAUGAGGCGGGAACAUUGUAUGUUUCGGAUUGUCAAAAUAAUCGAAUUCAACGAUGGGAUAAUGGAGCUUCCUCCGGUGUGACAGUCGCAGGUACUGGAGUUAGUGGUAACAGUUUAUCUCAACUGUACUAUCCACUGGGAAUUGUUGUUGACUCGAAUGAAUACAUGUAUAUAGUGGAUGGCGGAAACAGUCGAAUUCUUCGAUGGCCGCCAAAUUCACAUUCUGGUGAAUGUAUUGCAGCUUGUACUGGUACUAGCGGAAAUGAAAUUGAUAGGCUGCUCGAACCGAUUGCAUUGGCAUUUGAUAGCUAUGGAUCUCUCUUUAUUAGCGAUAGAAGCAACAAUCGAGUGCAGAAAUUUCAGAUCCUUGGCAGUUUUGGUGAGUAG